CGCCGGCCGACAUUAUUAAAAAGCGCGGGAAGCCCGCAGCGCCAUCACCAAGCGGCUCUGUCGUCGGCGUCAUCUCCAUCUUCGGCGUCGUCUUCGGCUUCGGCUUCGUCUUCGGCGGCAUCGGCAGUGUCGGCGGCGUCGGGGAAUGCGAGGCAGUAUGAGUUCUUGGAGGAGAUGAGGGCGGCAUGCGAAGCAGUGCUGCCGAAGGCUAGGGUUCGGGUGGAGAAGGUGGAGAUCGAGGGGAGGGAGAAAGCUGCGACGAUUCUAGAGCAGACGAAGAGACUCGGAGUUGGUUUGCUUGUUAUUGGCCAGCGCCGUUCCUCUUCUUCCUUCUUGGCGUAAGUCCCUUUUCACCUCUCUGUUUCAUAGGUUAGUCUCGACUGAAGGCUACAAUAAUUCUGAAUAUGUGUGUUUCAAAAACUAGAUUUUUUGAACAAGUUCGUUGAGUGCAUA
Messenger RNA from Phalaenopsis equestris, 453 nucleotides. RefSeq lists its product as uncharacterized. The transcript has a single exon. The record is from RefSeq and is a predicted model, not a curated record. NCBI's taxonomy places the organism in Eukaryota, Viridiplantae, Streptophyta, Magnoliopsida, Asparagales, Orchidaceae. The annotation marks the transcript as partial.